ACCGUGAUUAAUCGGAUUAUGGGGGCAGCAACAGUAAUGAAGAAAGCCUGGGAAUAGCUCAAAGGCAGCGGGUCUAUAGUUGGUCUCUGCCACUGCAAAAACCCCUCUCGACGUCCCUUUCUCGACAUUUCUCUCUAGAUUCGAGAAGACGAAGAUGGGUACCAUCUCUGCGAUCCUCUUCUUCGCUUUCCUUCUCAUCUCCUCUGCACACUCCUUCUAUCUUCCUGGCGUAGCUCCUCGUGACUUUCACAGGGGGGAUAUCCUUUCUGUCAAAGUGAACAAAUUGUCAUCUACAAAGACACAACUUCCAUAUGACUACUACUACUUGAAAUAUUGUAAGCCUAAAAAUAUUAUUAACAAUGCGGAAAAUUUGGGAGAGGUUCUUCGAGGUGACCGCAUUGAGAAUUCUGUAUACAAUUUUGAAAUGAUGGUAGAGCAAGCAUGCAAAGUGGCAUGUGGAGUGGCCCUUGAUGCUGAAUCUGCCAAGAAUUUCAAGGAAAAAAUUGAUGAUGAAUAUCGGGUGAACAUGAUACUGGAUAAUCUUCCAGUUGCUGUUCUUAGACAAAGGAGAGAUGGCAGUCAGUCAAAAACUUAUGAACAUGGUUUCCGUGUGGGAUUCAAAGGAAGUUAUGCUGGUAGUAAAGAGGAGAAAUAUUUUAUCAAUAACCACUUGAGCUUUAGAGUUAUGUAUCACAAGGAUCCUGAGACAGAGUCUGCUCGAAUUGUUGGGUUUGAGGUUAUUCCAAACAGUAUUAAUCAUGAAUACAAGGAAUGGGAUGAUAACAAUCCUCAAGUGACAACAUGCAACAAGGACACCAAGAAGUUGAUUCAAGGUAGCACUGUUCCACAAGAAGUUGACUCAGGCAAGAAAGUUGUGUUCUCAUAUGAUGUUACCUUCAAGGAAAGUGAGAUUAAAUGGGCAUCUCGUUGGGACACAUACCUACUCAUGAAUGAUGAUCAGAUCCACUGGUUCUCCAUCAUAAACUCUUUGAUGAUUGUGCUGUUCCUUUCUGGCAUGGUGGCCAUGAUCAUGAUGAGAACAUUGUAUAGAGAUAUUGCAAACUACAAUCAGUUGGAGACUCAAGAUGAGGCUCAGGAAGAAACAGGGUGGAAACUUGUCCAUGGAGAUGUGUUCCGGGCACCUAUCAAUUCUGGUUUACUCUGUGUUUAUGUUGGCACAGGUGUACAAAUCUUUGGAAUGACAUUAGUGACAAUGAUAUUUGCAUUGCUGGGUUUCUUAUCCCCUUCCAACAGAGGUGGCCUUAUGACAGCUAUGGUUCUGUUGUGGGUCUUCAUGGGCAUAUUGGCUGGUUACUCAUCAGCACGUUUGUACAAAAUGUUCAAGGGCACAGAGUGGAAGAGGAACACCCUAAAAACUGCAUUUAUGUUCCCGGGUAUUCUUUUUGCAAUCUUCUUUGUGCUGAAUGCCCUAAUAUGGGAAGAGCAGUCUUCAGGGGCAGUGCCUUUUGGGACCAUGUUUGCUUUGGUUUGCUUGUGGUUUGGUAUAUCUGUUCCUUUGGCCUUUGUGGGUAGUUACCUUGGUUUCAAAAAGCCAGCUAUUGAAGAUCCUGUGAAAACAAACAAAAUUCCUAGGCAAAUACCUGAGCAAGCAUGGUACAUGAAACCAUUCUUCUCCAUACUCGUUGGAGGCAUUCUUCCAUUUGGCGCUGUUUUUAUUGAGCUCUUCUUCAUCUUGACAUCAAUAUGGUUGAAUCAGUUCUACUAUAUCUUUGGCUUCCUCUUCAUAGUGUUUGUUAUCCUUUUGAUCACUUGUGCGGAGAUAACAAUUGUGCUCUGCUACUUCCAGUUAUGCAGUGAAGACUACCACUGGUGGUGGAGAUCUUACCUGACUGCUGGCUCUUCUGCUCUGUACCUUUUCCUCUACUCGGUGUUCUACUUCUUUACCAAAUUGGAAAUCACUAAGUUGGUUUCCGGAAUCCUCUACUUCGGGUAUAUGAUCAUUAUAUCUUAUGCUUUCUUUGUUUUGACUGGAGCAGUUGGCUUCUAUGCUUGCUUCUGGUUUGUCCGAAAGAUUUACUCUUCUGUCAAAAUUGACUGAGACUGACCUGAAGAUGCAUAAGGUGGAUGAAGCAUCAAUUCCACGGGUUUUGUUUAGUUUCCUCUCUGCUUUUGCCAGAUGCAGACUACGCAAUGGAAAUUUUUGGUUGGUCUUGGUGAAAGCAUUUCAUGUGUUGAUUAUAGAGUAGGGAGGGGCAUGUUUUGUUUUUGCUUGUGAAAAUUAUAGACUGUUCUCGCUAGUUUCUGUGCAUUAACUGUUGAUCUAGAUAUAUCCAUACAGUAUAUCAACUUUCAUCCAUUCAAUUAUAGUUCUCUUGUGCUGCUUU
Hevea brasiliensis (rubber tree) is the source of this 2345-nucleotide messenger RNA. Its product is annotated as transmembrane 9 superfamily member 7. Lineage: Eukaryota; Viridiplantae; Streptophyta; Magnoliopsida; Malpighiales; Euphorbiaceae. Gene Ontology annotation, biological process: protein localization to membrane. Bases 155 to 2059 code for a protein of 634 amino acids. Gene Ontology annotation, cellular component: membrane. The transcript is spliced from 7 exons. The record is from RefSeq and is a predicted model, not a curated record.